Molecule: messenger RNA, 1302 nt
Organism: Dentiscutata heterogama
Lineage: Eukaryota; Fungi; Glomeromycota; Glomeromycetes; Diversisporales; Gigasporaceae
Source: the annotation of a GenBank genome assembly
AUGUCAGCCAUAAUUAAGGAUACCCUUUACGUUAAACCAACCAGACCAACGAAGCAUGUUCAGAUUCCACUUUCUAAUUGCGACAUUAUCAUGCCACCCGUUUAUCAAGGGCUCAUUUAUUUUUUUAAAAAUGAUUUAAAAAAAGAUAAUUUUAUGAACAUUAAAAAACUUUUAGAAUCACUUGGAGAUGUUUUAAACGAUUAUUAUCCUCUAGCUGGUACACUUAAAAGUGCGCCCGAUGGUAGAUCAAUCAUUGAUUGUAAUGAUCAAGGUGUUCAAUUUAUCAUUGCUGAAUGUUCUGAUAUUACAAUCAAUCAACUUGAAGAAAAAAAUUGGGAACAUGCAGCUACUCCUUAUGGAUUAACACAAUUAUCUUCAAUGGCUAAAAUUGACCCAUUUAUAUCUAUAAUACAACAUACUACUUUUGCUGAUGGAUCCGUAGCCCUUGGGCUUGGUAUACAUCAUCAAGUUGUAGAUGGUUUUGGUCUUUUUACUUUUAUUGAAAAUUGGGGACGAAGAGCUCGUUUAGAACAGAUUGACCCACCUAUCCAUGAUCGAAGUUUAUUAAAAGCAAGUGGUAACCCUCCAACAAAUGUUCCUUCCGAAUAUACUGUAUUGAAACCGACAGAAAAUAUUUCUUCACGCAGCGGAAAUCCUUCUCCUUUAACUACAAAAAUUUUUCGCUUUAGUCAAGAUGUUCUUAAGAGGUUACGUGAUUAUUAUUCAUUUGGCAUUCCAAAUGGGAGUUGGAUUUCAACAAAUGAUGCACUUGUAGCUCAUCUUUGGAGAACAACUACUAGAGCUCGAAAUAUUGAUUUAAGCACUGAAAUAUUCUGUAGCUUUGCUCUUAAUGGACGCGAUAGAUUAAAUAUUCCCAAAAAUUAUUAUGGCAACGUUGCUCUUCAAAUAUAUCCAAAAAUGCUUGUCUCUCAAUUGAUUAACGGUUCACCAUCUUCAGUAGCACUUCAAGUUCGAAAGGCUGUUACAGAUAUGAAUGAAAGUCGUAUUCGAUCUAUAAUUGACUGGAUUGAACAACAACCAGAUAAAUCAUUGGUUGUAGCAAGUUGUAUGCACAAUGCCGAAGAUUUGGUUUUAACUAAUUGGGCAAAAUUUCAUAAGCAUGAUUUAAUAGAUUUUGGCGAUGGAACUCCUAUAAAACAGAGAAUGGGACGGAAAUUUGCAGCUAAUGGGUUAUAUAUAAUAUUUGGUGUCGAGGAUGGAAUAGAAGUUUACAUUAGUUUACAAACUGAUAAAUUAGAAAUCUUGGAACAGGAUCCUGAAUUUAAAAAAUUUAUUUCAUAA